AUGGCCCUCCCUCCAGCCUCGCCCCUGUCUGCCGAGCAGAUCAAGGCGCUCUUCAACAUCCUCACCCACUUCGAGACCUACCACGAGAUCGAGAAGUUCAAGAGGCCCGAGACCAUCGCCAACUUUGGCCACCCCUUCGUCCAGGGCCGCUCCGGCUCCUACGCCCGCGAGUGCUCCGCGCCCCUGCUGCAGACCAUCUUCACCUGGUUCACCCUGAAGCUGCCCGGCGUCCGCACCUUCGCCCCCGACUUCUGGAGCGUCCGCGUCCAGGGCAUCAUCGCCAGCUUCGCCGACGCCGGCCUGUCCGAGGCCUACGACAAGGGCGCCCUGGGCAUUAGGAAGACCCUGGCCACCAGCUCCUCCGCCGUCAUCGAGGCCGUCGUCCGCGGCGCCAUCGGCGGCGCCCCCUACAGCGACCCGGCCGCGCGCCCCGCCGAGUACGACCUCGCCAGCGCCCCCGACCUGGCCCGCGCCUGGGACGACGCCAUGCACGACCUCGUCUACGGGGACCUCUGCGACGACCUGAUCGACCACCUGGCCAAGACCGAAGACUUUGACUCUCAUUCCCCCAUGACGCGCGCCGUCAACGAGUACAUCAUUCUCCACUUGUCGAGCCUGGUCCAUCAGGUCUUGAUCGUCUCCCCCGAGGGACAGUACCUGGUCAAGCUCCUGGAGCAGGUCCACAAGAUGGUUCCCUACAACAUGGUCCGGCAGACCCUCAAGGUCGGCAACGCCGCCACCAUGAUCGCCGGCAUGAUGAAGAUCUUCCUGGCCAAGAUCAGCGUCGGCUCCGUCUCCAACUGGUUCGGCAUCACCAAGGACGCCGCCGACGGAAUGAACCUUAUGCAGAGAAUCAUCUCCGUCAUUCUCGGCUGGGACUGCGCAGAGUUCAAGAAGACCAUCGACAGGAUAUCAAAGGCCAAGAACAGGCCGAGCAAGGGCGCCCUCGACGCCAUCCGCGCGCACGUCGACUCGCCCAGCGAGGCCCGCGAGGCCGCCCGCGCCGAGAGCGUGCGCCGGGGCAGGUCCGUCAUCGCCGUCGUCCUCGAGACCGCCGACCCGGUCCUCCUGGCCGACCUGAGCGGCGACGAGCACGGGCUGUGCCUCGAGUACUACGCGGCGCUCCUCGGCAUGCGGGACCGCGAGGUCAUCAUCGCCACCCUCUGCAAGCAGAGCCCCGACCUCCUCACCCAGCUCGUCCGCGAGGCCGUCGCCGGCUUCGACCCCAUCAUCCGCGCCGUCCACAACAAGGUCGACCUCUCCGACCACCUCAGGGACGCCCAGACCUUCCUCGACCAGCUCAUCGCCACCAGCAAGCCGAGGAAGGGCAGGUCCAAGGACGACCCCGACGUCAUGCCCACCGUCGAGGACUACGUCCAGCUCUGCAAGAAGAACAGGCACCUCCUGUACAAGUGGCUGCACGCCCUCUGCAAGAACUGCCCCGAGGUCGCCGACCAGUUCAGGGCCUGGUGCAAGGACUCGCUCACCGCCUUCCGCAAGGCCAACAGGGGCGGCGAGAGCAUCGAGGACCAGCUGACCGCCAUCUUCUGCCGCGUCCCCGACGCGACAAAGGAGGCCCUGCUGCCCAUCAUCGACGCCCAGGCCGCCUACCUGCGCGAGCUGGACGAGCUGUCGCUGGCCCGCAUGCAGGCCAUCCUCAACGGCGGUUCGUCCAGCAUGGCCGGCCCAGGCGUCUAUCUCGCCCGGUGGCAGUCCCUGAUGGACGAGACCCUCAUCACGCCCGCGAGCCCCAUUGGCCCCGUCCGCCGAGGCAGGGACGUCAAGGCGCCGCCGCCACCACCGAAGGGCAAGCGCGCGUCCGCGUCGAGCAACGCGAGCGAGGUCGCCGCCGCCGUCGGCAAGAUGAGCAUCUCCUCGGCUCCCGAGGCUCCGGACGUGCAGCCCGUCAUCGAGGCGCUGGCGCCCAUGUUCGAGAAGAAGCUUCUCUUGGUAUCGAGUUCCAACGGCGCUGCGGCCAACGGCUCCGGAGAUCAACACGGUGUAAAGUUUUGA
Molecule: messenger RNA, 2013 nt
Organism: Colletotrichum navitas
Lineage: Eukaryota; Fungi; Ascomycota; Sordariomycetes; Glomerellales; Glomerellaceae
Product: PX-associated-domain-containing protein
Exons: 3
Coding region: 1-2013 (670 amino acids)
Molecular function (GO): phosphatidylinositol binding
Source: RefSeq, a predicted model, not a curated record